AUGGGGAAAGGUCGGAGAUUGACAAUGAGUCGGAGCGAGCUGUUUCUCGGUAGUCAUCAUCACUCCGAUGACCGCCACGUGAACAGAGGAGAAACCACCGUCGAGCUAGAGCUCAUGGAAGAGGAUGUUUGGUCGGUGGUCGAACCUAACGACGACCCAACAGAAGAGAGCGCGUGGACCGCACGCUCCCGCGACGCGAGUAGCGGCGAACGGAGAAGUAACGGCCGCGGCUAUGUAAGUGGCCUGACCGUUACGGACAAUGGAUGGAGGAAGAAACACGUGGCGACUUCUGCGCCGGUGAAAGUGCCUGACUGGAGCAAGAUCCUAAAGGUAGAGUCCGUCGAAUCAAUGCAUGUUGACGUGGCGGAUGGUGAUUGGGAGAGUGAGAUGGUGCCGCCUCAUGAAUACGUGGCGCGUCGCCGUAACGGUGACGGUGGUUCGUCGGUGUUUUUGGGCGUGGGGAGAACUCUAAAGGGACGUGACAUGAGACGGGUCAGAGACGCCGUGUGGAGCCAAACCGGGUUCUAUGGUUAA
Messenger RNA from Arabis nemorensis, 534 nucleotides. The record is from the annotation of a GenBank genome assembly. NCBI's taxonomy places the organism in Eukaryota, Viridiplantae, Streptophyta, Magnoliopsida, Brassicales, Brassicaceae.